UUGUAAUCUGUAUAGAUUUAUCUUCCUCCUUAACUGUUGAAGGUAUCAAAACAAAAUAGAGAAUAUUUGGCUUCCUGAAUGGCACGGCUGCAGUUAACAUGCUGAGUUGGUGAUGAAGCAGGAUUCCUUGAUUUUGCAAUACCAGAGCAGAGCACAUAAUUUUAAAGGAAUUGAAACCAUGGCUGUGUGGAUACAAGCCCAGCAGCUCCAAGGCGACGCGCUUCAUCAGAUGCAAGCAUUAUAUGGUCAGCAUUUCCCCAUUGAGGUGCGACAUUAUUUAUCCCAAUGGAUUGAAAGCCAAGCGUGGGACUCAAUAGAUCUUGAUAAUCCACAGGAGAACAUUAAGGCCACCCAGCUCCUGGAGGGCCUGGUGCAGGAGCUGCAGAAGAAGGCAGAGCACCAAGUCGGGGAAGAUGGGUUCUUGCUGAAGAUCAAGCUGGGGCACUAUGCCACGCAGCUCCAGAACACGUACGACCGCUGCCCCAUGGAGCUGGUCCGCUGCAUCCGACACAUUCUGUACAAUGAACAGAGGCUGGUGCGAGAAGCCAACAACGGUACUUCUCCAGUUGGAAGUCUUGCUGACGCCAUGUCCCAGAAGCACCUCCAGAUCAACCAGACGUUUGAGGAGCUGCGACUGGUCACCCAGGACACGGAGAACGAGCUGAAGAAGCUGCAGCAGACUCAAGAGUACUUCAUCAUCCAGUAUCAGGAGAGCCUGAGGAUCCAGGGUGAGGCCCCGGCAGUGUGUCACGAGGGCGCCACCAUCAUCAGCGAGCAGCAGGCCAAGUCGCUGCUCAAGAACGAGAACACCCGCAAUGACUACAGUGGCGAGAUCUUGAACAACUGCUGUGUGAUGGAGUAUCACCAGGCCACCGGCACCCUCAGCGCGCACUUCAGGAACAUGUCCCUGAAACGAAUUAAGAGAUCUGACCGUCGUGGAGCAGAGUCAGUGACAGAAGAAAAAUUUACAAUCCUGUUUGAAUCACAGUUCAGUGUUGGUGGAAAUGAGCUGGUUUUUCAAGUCAAGACCCUGUCCCUCCCAGUGGUGGUGAUCGUUCAUGGUAGCCAGGACAACAACGCGACGGCCACCGUUCUCUGGGACAAUGCUUUUGCAGAGCCUGGCAGGGUGCCAUUCGCUGUGCCCGACAAAGUGCUGUGGCCGCAGCUGUGUGAGGCGCUCAACAUGAAAUUCAAGGCUGAAGUGCAGAGCAACCGGGGCCUGACCAAGGAGAACCUCGUGUUCCUGGCACAGAAACUGUUCAACAGCAGCACCAGCCACCUUGAAGACUAUAAUGGCAUGUCCGUGUCCUGGUCCCAGUUCAACAGGGAGAAUUUACCAGGACGAAAUUACACGUUCUGGCAGUGGUUCGAUGGUGUGAUGGAAGUGUUAAAAAAACAUCUCAAGCCUCAUUGGAAUGAUGGGGCUAUUUUGGGUUUUGUGAACAAGCAACAGGCCCAUGACCUACUCAUUAACAAGCCUGAUGGGACCUUCCUGUUGAGAUUCAGCGACUCUGAAAUUGGUGGCAUCACCAUUGCUUGGAAGUUUGAUUCUCAGGAAAGAAUGUUUUGGAACCUGAUGCCCUUUACCACCAGAGACUUCUCCAUCCGGUCCCUGGCUGACCGCUUAGGGGACCUGAAUUACCUUAUCUAUGUGUUUCCUGAUCGGCCAAAAGAUGAAGUGUACUCCAAGUAUUACACACCAGUUCCAUGCGAGCCUGCCGCCGCUAAAGCGGUGGAUGGAUACGUGAAGCCGCAGAUCAAGCAAGUGGUCCCUGAGUUUGUGAGCGUGUCUGCGGACUCUGCUGGGGCCAGCGCCACCUACAUGGACCAGGCCCCCUCCCCGGCCGUGUGCCCCCAGGCUCAUUAUAACAUGUACCCCCAGAACCCUGACCCUGUCCUUGACAACGAUGGGGACUUUGAUCUGGACGACACAAUGGAUGUGGCCCGGCGUGUGGAGGAGCUCCUCGGCCGACCAAUGGACAGCCAGUGGAUCCCUCACGCGCAGUCGUGACCCCCGUCUGUCUUCAGCUUCUUCCUCCUCGCCAGAGGAGUUACUCUUGUGGAUGUUUUAAUUCCAUGAAUCGCUUCUCUUUGGAAACAAUACUCAUAAUGUGAAGUGUUACUACUAG
This is a messenger RNA of Ailuropoda melanoleuca (giant panda), 2129 nucleotides long. RefSeq names its product signal transducer and activator of transcription 5B (gene STAT5B). Gene Ontology annotation, molecular function: DNA-binding transcription factor activity; DNA binding. Gene Ontology annotation, biological process: regulation of DNA-templated transcription; signal transduction. The record is from RefSeq and is a predicted model, not a curated record. The transcript has 16 exons. Lineage: Eukaryota; Metazoa; Chordata; Mammalia; Carnivora; Ursidae. The coding region runs from base 113 to 2011 and encodes 632 amino acids.